GUAGUAUGGCGACCGGCAUAGCGUGGUGAACAGAGAGAAAAUUGGAUUAUUGAAGCUGCUGUUGCCACGUUCAUGGAUGCCACUUUGAUAGGAUAGAGAAGCCGCUGUAUGCAGGAUGAUACGAAGAUCUAGAAUUAGCGUCAGGCCUAACGUAAGGCCGGGUGGUAGGGGCCUGUCCUCUUCAUCUCAAGAACCGAAGCCAGCGGCAGAGCCUCCUCCUGGCUCUCCAAAAGCCCAAAAGAGAGAUGCUGCUGGUAGAGAGCCCCAGGAUGAAGCACUCAAAGCUGGGUCUGAGAGUGCACCACCGCCUCCCCCCUUAACCAAAGACACUCGAGCUGAACAGCAAGCUUCCCUUAACCAGGAGGAAAAGAACCACAAUGGGAAAGCCUCUGGUAACAGCGUCCCGCCUGCUACUCCCAUACAGAGAAGAAAACGAAUUUCUGCAAUGCCAAACCUAGCCAAACCCAGAACUGCACCACCACAAGCCAGAACACCCCGUCCAGCAGCUUCGGGCACUGCAAAGAAUAAAGAGCCCACUCCAAAGGACAGCGCAGUGUUGGAGAACACUGCCCCACAAACUCUCCCCAAGUCACCUGGCCGAAGAAGGGCCUCCGCAGGGCCUCCGCAGCUGAAGGUGCCUGACAAGAAAUCUGGAAAUCUAAAGGAAGUGAAAACUGCCCCAGCAAGUCAAGACCCAGCUGCUGAUUCAAACCAGAGCAGGAACGAUGAAACACAGCAGACACAUGACUGCCCAUCUAAAUUAAAAACCUCUCAGGAUAGCUUCUGUGUAGACGAUCACUGGCCCUCUUCUCCUGGUAAACUGAAAGCCUCACAAAAUGACAUCUGUGUAGAUGACCACCACCCCCAUCCGGAACAUUCUCAGGGUAAACUGAAAGACUCUCAAAACAGCACUUGUAUAGAAGAAAAGCAAAGGCGACCUGAAUCUUCAUUGCCGCUUAGAAAGAGCACUGCUUCCUCGGACCGGGAGAGGAUAAUUAAGGCCAGAAAGCUUCGAGAACUCCUUAAAAAAGAGAUCAGAAAGGAAAAGAAACAAAAGAAGGGGAAGACCCCUGAUUUUGAAUUCAUCACCCCAGUGGACCGUUCCAAAAUGACAAUGAGGGACUUUAUAUACUAUUUGCCAGAGAACAAUCCAAUGAAGUCUUCCCUAGAAGAGGAGAGAAGAGAAAUUGAUAAAGUGAUUGGGCCCAUGCCCUCCAAAGAUCCAGCUAAUAAAGCCCCUUUGCGCCCCCCUGUGAGGGACGAAGAUGAAGAUGAUCAUGAAGAGGAGGAUGUGGAGCACGUCCAAGACGAUCAGGUUCUGGUUCCCAGAGUGAAAGUAGCCGAAGACGGCUCCAUUAUUAUUGAUGAAGAAAGUUUAACAGUGGAGGUUUUGAGAACGCAGGGUCCUAACGUGGUGGAGGAGAAUGAUCCUGUUUUUGAGCGAGGUUCCACAACAACAUACUCCAGCUUCAGGAAAUCCACUCACACCAAACCUUGGACCAAUAGAGAAACGGACAUGUUCUUCUUGGCUAUCAGCAUGGUGGGAACGGAUUUCUCUAUCAUCGGUCAGCUGUUCCCUCACAGAGCCAGAGUAGAGAUCAAGAAUAAAUUUAAAAGAGAAGAAAGAGAAAAUUCCUGGAGGAUAGAUAAAGCAUUCAAGGAGAAAAGGCCAUUCGAUUUUGAGUUUUUCAGCCAGCUGCUUGAGAGGAUCCUCAAAGACGAUGAAAGGAAACGGCUUAAUAGGAACAAGGUUACACUUGGAAAAAAGCCAGCCAAUCCCAAACGGAAAAAAAAAGAGAAGAAAGCUGACCAGGACAAGGCCCUUGACGGGGGUGGAUCAGUCGAGGUGUCGGACAGUGAGGUUGCGGAGGGAGAUGCAGAUGCAGAGACGGCAGAGAAGGAGAAUGAAGACUCCCUCAAUGUGAAUGAAGGGGAGGCGAGCGCUGCUGGAGAUCCGGAUGCUAAAAAGAAAAGGAAACGCAAGAAGAACGAUGCAGAGUCCAGCGGACCAGCAACGAAAAAACCAUCUGAAGACUCAUCAGAGAGACAGCAGAAGGCGGCGAAAAAGCGUAAACGGAUAAAAUCUGUGGAAAUCUGUGAGGACUCUGAAGAGGUAGAUUAUGAAAACAUGCCUCCUCUUGAAGGAAGCCCAUACAGCUCACCUUGUCGGAGGGAAGACUCCGACACACCAGAGGUACCUGCACAGAUAAAGAAGCAGCAGAUUGCUGAGGAGGAGGAUGUCAGUGGCCCGGCAGAGGAGACUGCAGGACCAGAAGCUGCAGAAACACCCAAGCUGGCCCAGAGUUCACGACUUCAGAAACCAAAACCCUGCCUCAGACUGGCAACCAAGACGGGGGCAAAAGCUGCUGUUGACAAACCCAAUGAGCUUUCACAGGCGUCACACUUUAUAAGCCAUGGACAAGCAGCUGAGCCCCACUGUGUAGAAUCUGCCACUGAGGGUACAGCAGCGUCACAUCUGAAGAGGAGCACCGCUGGAGACAAGCGACCAUCCAGUGACAUUCACGAGGAGGAGGAGGAACAUGACAUUACUGCCAUUCAACAGAAAAUGUUACAAAAGCCCACUAGAUCCGGAAGAAUACCUAAAUUUUCCUCACAUCUGAAACAGCCCGAAGAUGAUGAACCUCCAGCAGCUUCGCCCUCUGCCUCCCCACCCUGGGAGGCAGUCUCGCCCCAAAGGAGAGGAAGAGGCCGGCCUCCACAGUUCCAGAAAGCUAAACCCAGCGCCCUGAAGGGGAGGGAUCAGAAGAAGGACCAGAGACCCGGGAAGACCGCUCUGGUGACCUUGAGGGCAUCUGUAAAAGAGACUGAAGAGAAUUCAGAUGAGGAGGGAGAACCGGUGAUGGAGGAAGAGGAUUCCUUUCCCAUGAACCCAGAGGAGUUGAACCAGGCCCCUGCGUUUGUGCCAGUCAGCCUGCGCUCGCCAGCGCCUGUCCCAGCUCAGGUGGAGGAGACUAUGGAGGAGCUGGAAGUCUCAGUCAGUGUCCCUGACACACGUUGUGCUAUUGAAGCAGAGCACCUACACCACAGUGACAGUGUGUGCAGUCAGUCACUAGACCAGAGUCCGGCAGAGACAGCAGUCACAGAAAACUGCUUGCAUUUAUUGGUAGAUGUGAUUGAAGUUUCCACUUCAGAGAAGGAUGAAGAUAACUCUCUGCCAGUGAAUGAUAGCAGUACAGACUCUGAUAGGAGCUGUCUGGCAGUGAAGAAGGACCUUGUGUGUCAGCCUUCUUCUGCAGCCAGUCCUGGAGAGAAUGAUUCAGGUGUCAGUGAGGAGCCUCCAUGCCAGGCACUGGAACCUGGGCUCGUGGAGAUGGAAAAGGCAGCCGCAGUGAGCCAGGAUUCAAUGCAGGCUGCGCAUUCCCAGGCUGGGACUUGUGAGGCCACUACUCGGGUCCUUCAUGAAACUCCUUCAGAGAUGCCAGGCGAGGAGACGGCAGUGAGGGCACAGGCAUUAAGAGACCCAUGCACACUGGAAGAAGCUGCCAACACCACUGGUGUUGUUAAUGCACCUGAAGUAUCUUGCGGCUCUAAGACACCGAGCCCAAACCAGGAGCGAGGCAGACGAAGCAGGUUCCCAAAGCCUAAACCCAACCUGGGUGGAAAAACAGCACAGCGCAGGAGUCUCGAGACAAAACCCCCCCAGAGUGACUCAGGACAGGACAGCUGUGAAGAUGCGUCACGGAAGGCUGAGGUGCACUUUGUUCAACAAAAGCCUGCAGAGGAAAAACAGAGUGAAGUUAAUAGCUGCAAAGAUGAGGGAGUUUCAGAAGAACUGAGGGAGGUCAAGGCAUUAUCUUUAUCAUUCUCUGAAGAGGGACUGAGAAAAGAUGGCACCGAUAUUGUUGUUAAUGCACCUGAAGCAUCUUGCGGCUCUGAGACACCGAGCCCAAACCAGGAGCGAGGCAGACGAAGCAGGUUCCCAAAGCCUAAACCCAACCUGGGCGCAAAAACAGCACAGCGCAGGAAUCUCGAGACUAAACCCCUCCCGACUGACUCAGGACAGGACAGCUGUGAAGAUGCGUCACGGAAGGCUGAGGUGCACUUUGUUCAACAAAAGCCUGCAGAGGAAAAACAGAGUGAAGUUAAUAGCUGCAAAGAUGAGGGAGUUUCAGAAGAACUGAGGGAGGUCAAGGCAUUAUCUUUAUCAUUCUCUGAAGAGGGACUGAGAAAAGAUGGCACCGAUAUUGUUGUUAAUGCACCUGAAGCAUCUUGCGGCACUGAGACACCGAGCCCAAACCAGGAGCGAGGCAGACGAAGCAGGUUCCCAAAGCCUAAACCCAACCUGGGCGCAAAAACAGCACAGCACAGGAAUCUCGAGACUAAACCCCUCCCGACUGACUCAGGACAGGACAGCUGUGAAGGUGUUCAACAAAAGCCUGCAGAGGAAAAACAGAGUGAAGUUAAUAGCUGCAAAGAUGAGGGAGUUUCAGAAGAACUGAGGGAGGUCAAGGCAUUAUCUUUAUCAUUCUCUGAAGAGGGACUGAGAAAAGAUGGCACCGAUAUUGUUGUUAAUGCACCUGAAGCAUCUUGCGGCACUGAGACACCGAGCCCAAACCAGGAGCGAGGCAGACGAAGCAGGUUCCCAAAGCCUAAACCCAACCGGGGCGCAAAAACAGCACAGCACAGGAAUCUCGAGACUAAACCCCUCCCGACUGACUCAGGACAGGACAGCUGUGAAGGUGUUCAACAAAAGCCUGCAGAGGAAAAACAGAGUGAAGUUAAUAGCUGCAAAGAUGAGGGAGUUUCAGAAGAACUGAGGGAGGUCAAGGCAUUAUCUUUAUCAUUCUCUGAAGAGGGACUGAGAAAAGAUGGCACUGAUAUUGUUGUUAAUGCACCUGAAGCAUCUUGCGGCACUGAGACACCGAGCCCAAACCAGGAGCGAGGCAGACGAAGCAGGUUCCCAAAGCCUAAACCCAACCGGGGCGCAAAAACAGCACAGCACAGGAAUCUCGAGACUAAACCCCUCCCGACUGACUCAGGACAGGACAGCUGUGAAGGUGUUCAACAAAAGCCUGCAGAGGAAAAACAGAGUGAAGUUAAUAGCUGCAAAGAUGAGGGAGUUUCAGAAGAACUGAGGGAGGUCAAGGCAUUAUCUUUAUCAUUCUCUGAAGAGGGACUGAGAAAAGAUGGCACCGAUAUUGUUGUUAAUGCACCUGAAGCAUCUUGCGGCACUGAGACACCGAGCCCAAACCAGGAGCGAGGCAGACGAAGCAGGUUCCCAAAGCCUAAACCCAACCUGGGCGCAAAAACAGCACAGCACAGGAAUCUCGAGACUAAACCCCUCCCGACUGACUCAGGACAGGACAGCUGUGAAGGUGUUCAACAAAAGCCUGCAGAGGAAAAACAGAGUGAAGUUAAUAGCUGCAAAGAUGAGGGAGUUUCAGAAGAACUGAGGGAGGUCAAGGCAUUAUCUUUAUCAUUCUCUGAAGAGGGACUGAGAAAAGAUGGCACCGAUAUUGUUGUUAAUGCACCUGAAGUAUCUUACUGCUCUGAGACACCGAGCCCAAACCAGGAGCGAGGCAGAAGAAGCAGGUUCCCAAAGCCUAAACCCAACCUGGGCACAAAAACAGCACAGCGCAGGAAUCUCGAGACUAAACCCGCCCAGAGUGACUCGGGACAGGACAGCUGUGGUGAUGCAUCAAAUAGUCCUGCAGUGGACAUUGCGCCUCAUCAUCCUGUAGAUGAAAAGAAGUGUGACAGUAGCAGAGAUGAAGGCAUUGCAGAGAAACUGGGUGACAGGGAUUCAUCAUCCUGUGCAGAAGGACUGAAACAAGAUAACACUAACAUAAGACCUGCAUUGGAAAGUCUCCCUAAACCAACAGAUGAGGAUGAAAGGGUUGAGAAAAAACCAGCAAAGCCACCACUUCGAAGACCUAAACCUAAUCUCAGUGGAAAGCUGAGAAUCAGGAUCCCUCCAGAGAAGGAUGCCUCUACAGCAGCCAGCACUGGAAAGGAACAAAAUGCCAUUCCAGAGGACGGAACGGUUUCAACAUUGGAUUCUCCUGUAUCAAAAAAGGCUGAAGUCAGAAGCCCCAAAGCUGAUGAAAAACCCAGUACAUCAGUUAUCUCACAAAACACAGAAGGGAGCCUUGCAGCAAAUGAAUUCCCACAGCAAGAACCAACUUUUAUACUAACAUUGUUUGAAAUCCCCCCUUCGUUGCUGGGGGAUUACGAUGACAGCACCAGUUCUCUGAGCACAGUCUCAGCAGAGCUUCUUUCCUCCCCUGUGUUUGUAGAUCAUGUGCCUGCAGAACUCCCUGAAACACAGAGUCUAGUUUCAGAAGCAGUGGAAGUAGAGUCCUACUCAAUGUCUGGAUGCACUGAGGAUGCAGGGAUAGUUUCCUUGGAUCAGUUUUCACAACCUGUCUACAGGAGUGGUGAAGAGGGAGAAUCCAAAGAACUUCCUGCAACUUUGGCACAUGUAAAAGAUCUCACAACAGACUUGGGUGAGGAGGAAUACGUGAGCAUUACCUUGGAGCCAGUGGAGGAUUUCCCAGCAGCUGCUGAAGCUGACAGUGCUGAGACGAGCAACGGUGCCGCUCAGCAAUCCAGGCAAAAGAACAAACCACCAGGGAGGCCAAGAAGAGGAAAGCUGCAGGUGAAACCCAACACCUCGAAGAAGCAGCCUCCAGUGAGCACUGGGGCUCGUGGGGCUUUGAAGGUCAUGCACAUAGAACCACAAGAGCGCCCCCUGUCAGCAGAGACUGCCAGCUGUACACCUCUUCCACAACCUUCAGAGGAGCAUUCUACACAAGAGGAGUGUAGCCAGCGUGAAGGAGAAGAGGCCAGCAAUAGCAGUGUGAAAGCCACAGAACCAAGCACUGAAAACAUUGGUGCAGGAGAGCACCUGACUCUCAGCACAGCAAACACUCUACCUCCUUCUGUAAACCCAUUAAUAAGGCCUGGACGGAAACCCAAAGGGUUUUUAUCUUUCAUUUCCCAGAAGAGUAGCUCUGAUAAUUCCCCUAAGCCUCACCGGACAACAUCCCAGAAACCACAGAUUAGUACCACUGGAUUAGAUAGAAAAAGGACAGCUACUGGCCCUGCAGUGGAUCUCUCAUCAGAGUCCUCCGCAGGGAGCCCACCUUCAGCAGGAAUGCGAUUGUGUGCGUCCCGCAGCAGCACUCCAGUGGCAGAGCGAGUCGGCACUGCAUCAUCUCAAUUAAUACAUUUUCCCAUGAUGGAAAGCUGCUCCUCAGAGUCUAACAUAGAGGAGGUCUUCUGUACCAAGAACUCUGCCGUAGACAAAGAGCCAACCAGCAUUUCACAGUACUUCUUUAGUGACAUCUUCACAGAGGUGGACGACACAGAUUGAUGAUGUGAAUCGUUAUUGAUACUGUGACCUGGUUGGAAUAUAUA
This is a messenger RNA of Polyodon spathula (Mississippi paddlefish), 7380 nucleotides long. Its product is annotated as transcription factor TFIIIB component B'' homolog. Gene Ontology annotation, molecular function: TFIIIC-class transcription factor complex binding. The record is from RefSeq and is a predicted model, not a curated record. Gene Ontology annotation, cellular component: transcription factor TFIIIB complex. Gene Ontology annotation, biological process: RNA polymerase III preinitiation complex assembly. Bases 116 to 7336 code for a protein of 2406 amino acids. NCBI's taxonomy places the organism in Eukaryota, Metazoa, Chordata, Actinopteri, Acipenseriformes, Polyodontidae. The transcript is spliced from 43 exons.